Molecule: messenger RNA, 4644 nt
Organism: Penicillium cataractarum
Lineage: Eukaryota; Fungi; Ascomycota; Eurotiomycetes; Eurotiales; Aspergillaceae
Exons: 1
Coding region: 1-4644 (1547 amino acids)
Source: RefSeq, a predicted model, not a curated record
AUGUCGUCGUACAAUAUGGGCGGCCGUCGUAUGCCGUCGAAUGAUCCUUUCCUUCCUGCACCUGCAUCACAUCCAGGGCCAACCAACUCAAUGUCUACCUAUGCCCCACGGCUUCCUCGGUCUCAACUAGCAAGACCAACCAACUACACAACAAGAACUGGUCGGGCAUCUUCUCUAUCAGCUGCGGAAGAUUCCCGUUCAAUUACCGCAUUGCCACCGGUAACAUACCAGCUAUCGAAUCAUGCGAAUCGGCUGUCACUGUUACCACGUCCAAGUACUGGUGGUACAGGAUCAUCCCCGUCUCCUGCAUCGACUGUAUCGCCUCACACCCCGGCUUCAUCGAUUCCCUCAUCUCUCUCCGCCUCCGAUCUAACGACCCCUUCUCCAUUUGCACAAAGCUAUCAAGCUCCACCGGUCAACCCGCCCAAACGAACACGCAAUGUUCUUCGCAGAAGGGCACCGACAAUAGGAAAACAUGUGGAGCAGAACCAAUCUCAGAAGCUUAGUCUGGUCAUUCCGCCAACCGUUCAACCUGUCGAUCUGAGGGAGCCUAGACUGCCGAGACUGCCCGACACCUAUUCUGCGGAACCUCCAUCAUCAUCCCAAAGUACGUCAGAUAGGAUGGAGAAUAGUGCAGUGGAUACUCCAAGAACCCAGGAGCCGAUAGAACUGGCCAGUCUUCGUACUACUGUCAACCCUCAGAAUUUACCACCGCCUCCCGUUCCUUACUAUCCCUCUGCGAGUACGCCAUCUACUCGUUACUCCGAGUCUCCUGGCAUGUGGAGCCGGGGCUCGACCCCAACCUCAUUAUCUUCCUACUCGCCGGGAAUCAUGCACUCGUCAAAGGUUUCACGCAUGAGACAGCCAAGCCCAUCCCAGACCCGACUUCCAGUGAUCUCGCCACAAUCAGCGCAUGCAAGCCCCCAAAGUGCUCCAGCCGAACAAGCGCAUCCAAAGGGUUCAAGGUCAGGACUUCCGAGGAAAUCACCCGCACUUGGAUCUGCUACGGUUACGACAGGCAAAAGUCAAUCCAAUGUGAAAUCCACCCCUGGAAAUAUUCGAGGCCCUCCGCACAGUCCCCCACCGAGGAAGUCAUCCGUCAACUUUAGUCCACCCAGAGAUGCCCCUUCUAAGAAUCCUGAUAUAGACAUUGACCAGGCCAGAAAGGAAGUCGAAGAGGCAGAGUGCGAGCUCUUCAAUUCGCAGAGACCAAGAGCUCCAUCAAUCUUUGAGAUAAGCAUGCCUAAAGUCCCAAAGACACCACCACGGCCAAGUCGAGAAGGCACCCAUCGCUUGGAUCUAGAGACGUCCCCUGUGAUUCAAAGCAACCUACCUUAUCUACGGUCGACUGGUCACAAGCGACGCGAAUCUAUGGAGAAGAAUCGGACCACCCAACUUCCGUCUGCUGUCGUUUCAACAGACUCUUUACUAUCCAAGGACUUGUCUCGAAUUCCCUCUCGAGAGGCUGGAUCUCCAGUGCUAGCCCGGAAAUCACCCAAAACCUUGACCAAGGAGCCACCAAAGGAGAAACUCGACCCGAAAAAACCUGCAGCUCAAAAGAAGUUUGGUCUGUUCUCCAAGAAGUCAAAGCCAGACCUUGAUGCUGCCACUGAUGACCAGGGUAGACCUACGAGGAAAGGACCGGCUGCUGGAACCGGUCAUGAAGGAUAUGGAAAGUACUCGCAGCGUGGUAGGAAAUCGAGUGCUAGCAGUGCUAGUGGUGUCAGGACCCGUUCAACUAGUACGACACGAAGCACAUCCCGUUCGGUCUCAAGCAGCAAAGGGAGUAUGUCAUCUAGUCGUCCGGAUCUCGACCUGGAUGAUUUCCUCGCAAGUCGUCUCGAGCCCGUUUUCAUCAGCGGUGGAGGAAUGGACGGUGCAACGCUUUCACGAACUGUGAGUGAGCAGAGCAUUAGUAGCAUGAGUGUGACGUCUUCAAACCUGCCUCGCCCGACACCCCUCACAUCUUCUACUGUUCAAUCAACCGAGUCAUUGGCAACUUCUACUGGCACCUUUGGUGAUGCGGCCCCUCGCAGCGAGUCGACAAAUAGCCUCAGACCAAGCAGGAGUAAAAGCCCAGAAAAGAACCGGACACCGGCCACUCGUCAACAACCAAAGUCUCGCAUGCCAGUUCCCAAGAGCAAGAAAACUGGUUUCUAUGCCAAUCCAGAUGCUGCAGCAACCAGUACAUCGCUUUCCAGCAAUACCUCGAGCACUGUCGUCAUGCAGAAACCGAAACCGAUACCGGUUGCGACUACUAAACAGGAGGAACCCACAAAGCCUGAACCACCACAGCCGAAGAAAGGGAAAUCUUCAAGAUGGAAUUUGUUCCAGAGAAGCCGUACCAAUGAACCAAGCGCCGCUCCACCGGCUUCCCUCGCUCCUCCAUCUCAUACGGCUCAACUUCAUGCUGCGAUUUCUCCGGUGCUCAACAGCCGUCCCAUCGCUCACUACGCUCUUGUGGAUGCCGAUUCAGACGAGCUCGAUGAUAUUCUCAACCACAUUGAAGACUCGCCUCCAACGGAAGAAGAGCAGUACAUUGCGCCAGUCGAGGUACCUGCCAGCCUGAACAUCAAAAAGCGACAUCCCUCCAUCCUACUACCAUCGCCCCCUAAGCUGCAUGGCGAGUUCGAGCGAGAUAAUCGACCGUCACCAAGAACCGCCAUGUUUAACCAAAACAUGACGGGCCCAGAUCCUGAGAGCAGCCCUGAAGAUCGUCGCCCGAGACGGCUGGCUUCCGUGGGCCGAAUCCCGAAAGUGGUGUCGAGACGCGAUAGACACCAUAUACCGGCCAUGCAUUCAUUCUCUCGGCCAUUCAGCACCUCAGAGUCGCCGUCGCUGGUGGCACCAACAUUGGAGGGCACAGGUGAUUUCCCUGGCCUUGGUGGAAUUCCUUUGGCCGAUAUCCCCAGCAGUAAGCCAGGAGAUUGGGGCUAUGGUUUCAACCCAGCUUUUAGUGCCCCAGAGGCAGCGAGUGCUUUGGAGUUCCUUGCUGGCCCUUAUCUAGCCAGCGAACUCAUCCACUUCUCUCCCAACAAGGGCUCUCCUUCAUCAGGUAGCUCUGGUGCCUUGGCGGCUGUCACAGCUGUGGUACCCAAGCCUGGUACUGCACCGACUGAGGAUGAAGUAUGGAACGAGUAUGACGAUUUGAUUGACGUUCUCUCUCCGGAAGAGGAAAAGCCAGAAGAUACUGGCAAGACCGAAGAGGAUGGCAGAUUUGAGAUGGCGACAAUGGCUAGCAAGGCGUUGCAGGAUGAGCUGAACAAUGACAAUUCCCUCCAGCCGCCACCAUUUUCGCCCGCUGGCGCUUCUUCUCGUGAUAGCGGCGAUUCCGUCCAUCUGCGUCGGUCAAGGAUUGUCUCGGCUUUGCAUUCCUCCAUUGGACCAUCAACACAGGCAUCUUAUAGCAAUCUGAUUGCUAGCUAUGGUGAUCCGGAGGUCAUGUACAGCCCUGCCAAUCCGACACAACCUUCGCUGGACCCCGUUCAGGAGCAACAGUCUACAUUCCUCCAGUCCCUUGCUGCCACUCCCGCACCAAAGCCUAAAUCCAAUGAGCUCAAAGAUUUUCCAGGAUGUUCGGAGCGUGAGUGGGAUGUAGUCACGAGUACCAACAUGCGAUCUGCGUCCCUCAUGACUAGUCGAUGGCUAUCAUUUGGGCGGGUUCUUUUCAGUCCCGCGCACAACCAUGUCAAGUCCGGUGCACAUGGAAGGAUUCUCGUGAUUGAUGGACUGGGUAACGAUGACUGGUCAUUCUACUGCUCCUUGACCUAUCCGGACGCCGAGGUUUACAGCUUGAGCGGUCGUCCAGUCUCGACUGCGAUUCCCCAUCCUGCAGCGUUGCAGCCUCCACCCAAUCACCACACGGUGUACCACGCUGGACUCCAGAAUCCUCUGCCAUUCCCCAAAGACUAUUUCACCGUUGCUGUUUUGCGUUUCCCUGCCGCAAGUUCCGAGGUUAUCCAGAACAACAUCGUUCAGGAAUGUCGUCGCGUUCUUCGAUCCGGUGGCUACAUCGAGAUGAGUCUUCUGGACCGAGAUAUGGUCAACAUGGGCGUUCGCACUCGCAAAGCAGUCCGUGGCUUGAAGGAGAUGACUUGUCUUGCCAACUCGAGUAUUAGUCUGAAGCCGACGAGCGACAGUAUCCAACGUCUGGUCGGCACCCAAGGCUUCGAUAACCUCCGUCGUUGCAUGGUGCGCAUCCCCGUCGCAGGAAUGGUUGUCAGAUCCUCCGGCUCGACAACAUCCUCCUCGAACAAAUCUCUGUCUGCAUCAGCCACGACUCAAUCAACAGCAUUCUCGCUCCCCGCCAUCUCUGUCUCAACCGCAACGGGCAGCCAAAGCACCCAACCCGCAUCCAAGUCGUCAGUUUCAGACGACAACAUCUCCCUCGGAGACCUCCUCUCCGACCCUUCCCCCUCCGCCGCCAACGACGAGUCCAUCGCCAAGAUCGUAGCUCGCGUUGGUCGCUGGUGGUAUACCAAAUGUUACGAAGAGCCCGCCCUCCACGACACCGGUGAUCACGACCUUAGCAUGUGGAAUGACCGCAAGGUUCUACGCGAGUGUCAGAAGCGUGGGACUGGAUUCCGCAUGCUCAUUGCCUACGCGCAGAAACCGAGUGAGAAGAGGCGCACGGCAAGCGUGUGA